Molecule: messenger RNA, 2924 nt
Organism: Crotalus tigris (Tiger rattlesnake)
Lineage: Eukaryota; Metazoa; Chordata; Lepidosauria; Squamata; Viperidae
Gene: LRGUK
Product: leucine rich repeats and guanylate kinase domain containing
Exons: 20
Coding region: 97-2646 (849 amino acids)
Cellular component (GO): cytosol
Molecular function (GO): protein binding; GMP kinase activity
Source: RefSeq, a predicted model, not a curated record
CUCCGCGUCGCUGGGCAACGGCCCGUCAACAAGAUGGCGGCGCUCCGCCCCUCCAGCGGCGCCUGAGCAGCGCCCGUUCCCCGGACAGGCGCGGCGAUGCCGCGGUCGCCGUCGCCGCGGUCGCCGUCGCCGCUGUCGUCGCAGCCCAGCGUGCAGUCGCAGAGCAGCCAGUCGUGGCGGGACACGAGCCGCCCCUCCCUGGAGGACCGGAUGGCGCUGACGCGGUCCUGGGUGGCGGCGCCCUCCGUCACCUUCUCGCUCUUCCACGCCGACCCGGACCAGCGUCUCCCGCGGGGGGAGGAGGAGCAGCCGCAGGAGGAGGAGGAGGAGGAGGAGGAGUCCACCGAGUCGGAGCCCGAGCCGGAGCCCAUGGAGGAGGAGGUGUUUGAUGGCGUGUUGCGUGAAAAUGCAGUUGCCGCAGCCCUCCACACGUUGGGGCGUUCUGCCUCUGGCACGGAGUGUGUCUACCUUCAUCUGUCGCUUUCGGAUCACCUUUUGACCGACAUCAGAAUUCUGGACAAAUACAUCUACCUUGAGAAGCUCAAUCUCUCCAAUAAUAAAAUCCGUGAUCUCUCCUGCGUCAGUCGCAUGCCUUACCUGUUGGAACUGGACGUCUCCCAUAAUGAACUAACCACCUAUUUUGACUUCAAACCACCCAGAAAUCUCCAGGUGGCUAAUUUUUCCUACAACGACAUUCCAGAAAUGCAAGACCUUUCCAAUUACCAGUCCCUGAAAAAGCUCAUACUGGACAAUAACAACAUCACGGAGAUACAAGGUCUGGAGAAAUGCCACAACCUGACCUACCUGAGCUUGGCAAAUAACAAAAUCAAAGCAAUUACCGGCUUGAAAAAAUUGCCCAUCAAAACUCUCUGCCUGAAAUCGAACCAGAUCGUGAAGGCGGUGGGCCUGGAAGGCCUCAAGGUGCUACAGGUGCUGGACUUGUCCGACAACCAGAUCAGCAGCUUGGAGGGUCUGGAAGAGCACAACCUCCUGGAGAACAUCAACCUGGAAAAUAACCAGGUGUCUGAACUGAGUGAGCUGGAAUAUAUUGAAUCUCUGCCUCUGCUGAGAGUGUUCAAUCUGUUGAAGAAUCCCGUUCAGGAACUAGAAGAUUAUUGGCUCCUGGUGAUUUUUAUGCUGCUCCGUCUGACCGAACUGGAUCACCAGAAGAUCUCCGUGGAGGAAAAGGUUGCCGCCUUGAACAAGUACGACCCGCCUCAGGAAGUGGUGGCCGCUCAGGACCACAUGAGCCACGUCAUGUACAGCAUGAUGCAACCUCAGCACGUCUUCAACAGCACCUUGCCCAGCCUUGAUGCCCCCUACCCCAUGCUGGUCUUGACUGGACCUUUGGCCUGUUGGAAGCGAGAGCUGUGUCACAGGCUCUGUCGGAAGUUCAACAACUAUUUCAGAUACAGCCCCUGUCACACCACGAGGAGCCCUUAUUUCGGAGAAGAGAACCGACUAGAUUACUACUACGUAUCCCAGGAGGAAUUUGACAAGAUGGUGAAUACGGGGAAGUUUAUAGUCACUUUCAAAUACAGCGGCUUCCACUACGGGCUGAGCCGAGAGGUCCUUGAAAACAUUGCUAGGGAGGGCCUGGCCACCUGCGUCCAUUUAGAAAUAGAGGGAGUCCGAAGUUUGAAGAAUUCCUACUUCCAGCCACGAUACAUCCUACUGAUCCCAGUGAACAAGGAGAAAUACGGGGGUCACCUCCGAAGGAUGGGCUUGUUCAGCAGACCGGAGAUCGAGGAAGCCGUCCGGAGGGUGGACAUGUACACCCGAAUGAACCAGGAUUUCCCCGGCUUUUUCGAUGCCGCCAUCAACGUAGAUGACUAUGAUGAGGCCUUCUCCAAACUUAGCGCUAUCCUGGAGGAGUUCCUUGGGCUGGUGCCAUCGUCCGAAUCCAAAGCCACGGUUCCUGCGGUGGGCAGCAAAGACCCUUCAGCUCCCAAGAAGGAGUCGACUGCAACUCUGAAAGUCAGCAACGUCAGAGGGACCGAUGGUGUUGCACCAUCCCCUACUCCCAAUGAAUUUAUGGAUUCUUCAGCCAAAAACUACUCGGCCAAAAUAUCGGCUCAACUUUCGGCACAGAAGACCCCGGUGGAAGAGGCGUCGCUCCAGCGCAGACAACAGCUGGCCAAGCAGGGCCUGAUGGGCAAAACCAUCUCCUCCUACGCCCAGCUGUUCGAGAGGGAUGCCCUCCGAGUUGCAGACCCCAGCGUGCAUAGCCAGUUUUUAGAGCCCCCAUCUUUCACCUACGCGGGGUCCUUUAGACGUUCCAUGAGCCCCGUCCCACCCACCACUACUGACCAAAGAUACAGGGAAUCGGAUCAACCAGCCAAGAAAUCCCUCCCUGAUCCGGGAUCACUCCUGUCUCCCAGCAUAUCUUCCACCCGUCCCUCCAGGACCAUCCUUGCAGAAGUCACGGAUGAAAAAAGGAGCCGGCAAGAGGCCGACCGUCCCACGGACAGCAAGGAGAAGAAGACCCCCAAGCACAAAGCCCCUUCCCCACACCUCACCACCACGGUCCCCGUCCGCCCCGGGUCCAACACCAAGCCGGUCCUUCCUCCCAUCCCGUCCGGUCGGAAGAAGCCCAAAGCGGCCACCGUGGACAGCUACGCCUCGGUCAUGUGGUUGAAGCCCUAGCCUUGGAGCCCCGCCCCCCCCAACGCCUUUUACUCCCAAGUAGCACUUAGGGGGUCCCGACUCUGCUUCUCACCCCCCCCCCCGAGGGAGAUCCUGCUGGAGCCAGCCCAAGAAAACUUCCAUUUUUUAUUUUUAUUUUUAAAGACUUGUUUCGUGACACAAUGCGGAUCCGCAACGAUUUCUCGGCGGGUGUUUGUAUGUAGGUCUUUGGUUAUUCAGGUUUUCUCCCGCGUAGAAUUGGAAGUGUCUUGGCGACGUUUCGACAAAGUCCCAUUCGU